This is a messenger RNA of Sinocyclocheilus anshuiensis, 1459 nucleotides long. Its product is annotated as galectin-3-like. Gene Ontology annotation, biological process: monocyte chemotaxis; positive chemotaxis; macrophage chemotaxis. Gene Ontology annotation, molecular function: disaccharide binding; laminin binding; IgE binding. Gene Ontology annotation, cellular component: immunological synapse; cytoplasm; nucleus. The record is from RefSeq and is a predicted model, not a curated record. The transcript has 6 exons. The coding region runs from base 125 to 811 and encodes 228 amino acids. Lineage: Eukaryota; Metazoa; Chordata; Actinopteri; Cypriniformes; Cyprinidae.
GUUGGGGAGGGGUUUCUGGGGUGUGAGAGUGUAUUUAUGAACUUCACCUGGAAUUCCUGUCUGUAUACCCACUGCUUCUACAGAACAGCACCUGUGUGACACCAACUGCACAAAUACAGAUAUUAUGGAUCUUUCAGAUGCCCUUGACUUCCCACAGCAAAAUAAUCAGCAGGCAGGAGGUCCAGUAUGGCCCGGCCAACCAGCCAACCCCACCUGGCCUGGUCAGCCUGCUAACCCCACCUGGCCUGGUCAGCCUGCUAACCCCACCUGGCCUGCGCAGCCAAACCAACCAGCAUGGCCUGGACAGCCUGGGCAGCCUACCGCUCCUGGGUGGCCUGGACCUGCACCACAAACCGGCCCUUAUGCUGCUCCUGGCCAAGCUCCAAGAGCACUAACUGUGCCAUUUGACCUGCCGCUACAAAGUGGAGCCUAUAACAAGAUGCUCAUCACUAUCGUUGGAGAGGUCAAACCUAAUGCUAAACAUUUCACAGUUAAUUUAAACAAAGGCAACGACAUUGUGUUUCAUCUAAACCCUCGCUUCAAUGAAGGUGGAAAGCAAGUGAUUGUACGAAACAGCAUGAUUGGAAACCAGUGGGGCAGAGAAGAGCGCGAGCUCCCCUCCUUCCCUUUUGUCCCAGGAAAGCCUUUUGAGCUGAAGAUCUUAUGCACUGACACUGAAUUCAGAGUGGCUGUGAACAAAGUGCACCUUCUGGAAUUCAAACAUCGGACCCGUGAGCUCAACCAGAUCAGAGCUCUUAGUAUCUUCAAUGAUGUCACCCUCAACUCUGUUAAUGUGGAGACACUGCAGUGAAAUCAUACUGCAGAUUCUGUCAUAGACAAGUUUUUUAACAAUGUUUUUUUUUUUUACCUCCAGCAAUCAUCUUUUUUUAAACACUGUGCGUGUCAGUAAGAGUUUAUAUUUACUACAGAUGUUAGAGUGAUAUGAAUUUGCAUGCAAAUACUGUUUUUCUCAAUGCUGUAGUUAGCUUUGCCACCUCUAGGUGGGCCUGUUACUAUCCAGGAAGGGUUAGGUUGUGAUAAGGGUCAAUGAUGGGGUUUAAAGGAAAGAAAUAUUUAACAGAAAAUUAGCAAGAUGAAUUUUAUAUUGAUAUGCGAGAUAUAUGAUACUGAAGUACCAUUGAUUAUAUACUUGCAAAGUCCGCUAUAUUUAUGAUGCUACUCAGAAUAACGGUGGUGGUCAUAGUAGGGAAUGUGAUAUUGGCCAGUCAAGAAUAGUGCAUAAUUCAUGUGAAAUUAGAACUGAAUAAAAUAGGAUUCUAUGAUCUGUAACCAGUGCCAAAAGAUGAUUCUUCUUGGUUUAAUGAUUCCAUGAUUAAAGAAACAAACAGAUGUAAACACUGAGUGGUGUGCAUGUAAUGACAAUCCUCUGUGAGACGUGUGUAUUACACUUUUACUGCCAGCUCCUAAUAUAAAUAAAAUAACAGCAGCGUAAACUGAA